UUCGUCUACCUUUGCUCUACCUUUUAAAAUCGUUGCUAAAAGCACUUUUACCGCGUAAAAUCGCUGUAAAAAGAGGGAAAAUGUUCACAGUUCCGUUCUAUUCCAUGCACUAGACCAACAAACUGCCCUCUGGUCGAGGUUCCCGUUGGAAUGGUAAGCCAGGAAAGUGCAAAACGCAGCCCUCAGUGCAAAACCAGACCCCCUCCGGGAUCAAAACAAAGUCGCGAAAAUAGCAAACCGUGAUUGAAAUCGGAACCCGCGGCAGCGAGAAGCUUCCCCACAAAUGGCCGAACCAAGGAUAAUGGUCUUCCGGCCAACGUGGGACGAGUUUCAGGACUUUUCCGCGUACAUCGACUACAUGGAAUCGAAAGGAGCACACAAAGCUGGGCUGGUGAAGGUCGUACCGCCACCGGAAUGGGUCCCGCGCAAACAGGGAUACGAUGUGAAGGACAUCAACAUCACCAUCCGCACGCCCAUCUCACAGGUCGUAUCGGGCCGGCAGGGCAUUUACCAGCAGCUGAACAUCCAGAAACGGUCGCUCACGGUGCAGGAGUUUUACGAGAAGGCAAAACAGGAGCGCCACUGCACACCGAAACACUUUGACUACGCGGACAUAGAGAAGAAGUUCUGGAAGAAUAUCACGUACGUUGCCCCGAUCUACGGUGCGGACGUACCCGGCAGCAUCACCGAUCCGGAUGUGAAGGUGUGGAACAUCAACUGUCUCGGCACGAUCCUGGACUACGUGAACAUGGACUACAACAUAUCGAUCGCCGGUGUUAACACGGCCUACCUGUACUUUGGAAUGUGGAAGACGACCUUUGCCUGGCACACGGAGGACAUGGAUCUGUACUCCAUUAACUAUCUGCACUUUGGGGCACCGAAAACGUGGUACGCCAUCCCGCCCGAGCACGGUCGAAAGCUGGAGAAGCUUGCGGAACGAUACUUUCCCGCCAACUAUCAGGAUUGCAAGGCUUUCCUGCGCCACAAGAUGACCCUCAUCAGCACGCAGGUGCUGAAGACGAAUGGGAUUCCGUUCAACAAAAUCACCCAAGAACCCGGCGAGAUCAUGAUCACGUUUCCGUACGGAUACCAUGCGGGCUUCAACCACGGUUUCAACUGCGCCGAAUCGACAAACUUCGCGACGGAACGUUGGAUCGAGUAUGGGAAGCGAGCGUCCGUUUGCUGCUGCCAGCCGGAUAUGGUAAAGAUUUCGAUGGAAACUUUCGUGCGUCGCUUUCAACCGGAACGGUACGAACGGUGGCUACGCGGGGAAGACUUUGGAUACCAUCCGGAGGAUCCAACGAAUUACUACGCCGCACCGAAACCAAUGUUGCCGAAAAAUUUCAAAAGCAAAUGCCUGGAGCCGACCUGCAGUAUUCCCCAGAAGCGCGGCUGUGCACCGGUGAAGAUCGUGAAGAAGAAAAGCACAAAGAAGACUGGUGGUGAGAAGGCCAAAGAUAGACUGAAAUCCGUCUGGAGCAAGCUGGAAGGCCGGGAGUGCGGUAUCGCUACCGACCUACUGAUCGAUGGGCCCGUGCAAAACACUAACAAGAUACGGUUUCACACCCGGACGAUCGAGCUACUGACGGAUACUCCCGUGUGUAACGGUGGAGCAGUCGGUUAGACGGGAGUAAGAUACAGGAGCAAGCGGGCAACCGUUCACCCUUUGUGCUGAACUUUGAGCAAUCAACUAGAUCCAGUCCCUCCCGGCGAUCACCGGAUCACCGGUGUAGACGAAUUCGCUCUAAGGCAUAGCGGAAGAGCAGAAGCGGUUAGUUAGUAAAUGAUAUUGUUAGUCCAUUUUCGUUGUGUGUAGGCCAUCGAGGGUCCCCUUCCCCGAGGUUUUUGUUUGAGUAUUUGUUCGCUGUUCGAGCGCAAGCUAACGCUGAUCUCACACCCCCACUAUGGGACACUCUCGGGCUAGAAGAUUGUGAUUGGCUUGACAAAUGAGAGCGUGCGGUAUUAACGGAGGUUUUGUAUUUUUCGUGUUUCGUCUGCCCGCGAUAGGACGCGACAUAGCAAACAUUUUGAGACCGAGCAUCUGUGUGCGUGUAUUAGGGAUAGUAAGAGUGAACCGCAUGUUGUUUAAAUUAUCCUUUAUUUUUACGGUAUGUGACUUGAUUUAGGGAAAUACUCUGACCAGCCACCUGGCAUAAAUAUAUUCGUAAUUUGUUCACUAUCA
Molecule: messenger RNA, 2182 nt
Organism: Anopheles aquasalis
Lineage: Eukaryota; Metazoa; Arthropoda; Insecta; Diptera; Culicidae
Gene: Kdm4A
Product: Lysine demethylase 4A
Biological process (GO): chromatin remodeling; regulation of gene expression
Cellular component (GO): chromatin; nucleus
Molecular function (GO): histone H3K36 demethylase activity; histone H3K9 demethylase activity
Source: RefSeq, a predicted model, not a curated record